Anastrepha ludens (Mexican fruit fly) is the source of this 672-nucleotide messenger RNA. RefSeq lists its product as uncharacterized. The transcript has 2 exons. The record is from RefSeq and is a predicted model, not a curated record. Lineage: Eukaryota; Metazoa; Arthropoda; Insecta; Diptera; Tephritidae. The coding region runs from base 1 to 672 and encodes 223 amino acids.
AUGGCGCCGGGCAAUGGCAUUGAUGGCCUGUGCUCCAAGGUAAACGACUAUCUCGCCAGCCUUUCUCGAUUCUUCACUGCGACGAAUUUACAACUCUCCCCUACUAAAUCCACGGCGACCCUUUUCACCUCCUGGACAAAGGAGGUCCAGCUACAACUCAAGGUGAAAGUCGAUGAUACACAAAUUCCGACGGUUAACAACCCCAAAAUAUUGGGAGUUACCUUUGACAGCUUGCUCUCCUUCUCAGCGCAUACAACCGCUAUUGCAACUAAAGUACAGAAUCGCAACAAGGUUCUCAAGUCGCUCGCCGGCAGCACUUGGGGCAAAGACAAGGAAAUGUUGCUGUCGACUUUUAAAGCAAUAGGCCGACCGGUUCUAAACUAUGUUGCGCCUCUCUGGUCACCUGGAAUCAGUGAUUCGCAGUGGACGAAGCUUCAGACCUGCCAAAACACUGCUUUAAGGACCGUUACAGGAUGUUUUCUGAUGUCACCUAUACAACACCUACAUAAUGAGGCCCAAAUACUGACUGUUAAGGAGCAUAACAAAUUGCUCAGUGAGCAGUUUCUGCUAGGGUGUUACCGCAGACCUCACCCAUUACAUCUACUACUACGUUCCACCUUAGUUGUGAUAGUGCACCACCUUGCCGACACCCUCUGGAUGCAUUUGCCAUAA